CGAGAUAGGAAAUGCAUUAAUAAUGAAAUUAACAGUAUUUAUUUUAAUUGUGUUAAUGUGUAACCGCGUGGUAAGUUUUGAUUUGAUGAUACUUCACGCAAGCGAUAUAAAUGCGGAAUUUGAAGAAUCUCCAAAUAAAAUCGGAGGAUUCUCUCGAAUCCUUCAAUACGUUCAACAAAGAAGAAAUGAAUUUGAGAGUGGAAUUGGUCCCCCCGUUUUGGUUUUUAUGACUGGAAAUUUUUUUGGGGAAAAUAUUUGGUAUUCAAUUCACCGAUGGAGAAUUGUUUCCGAUUUUAUUAAUUUACUUAAACCCGAUGCUAUAGCGCUGGGUACCAGGGAAUUCACUGAUGGUCUUGACGAUUUAACUCAAUUUAUAAGUUCUUUGAAAUGUCCCGUCGUUGGAACUAAUUUAAUCGUUAAUGAACGAUUACCUUUAUACAAAUUAAUUUAUAAAUAUGUUACGUUUGAAAUUGAUGGUAAACAAAUUUUAGUUUUGGGUUAUACAAAUCGAGGUUAUAUAACAUCGAGAGAAGUGGACUUUUUGGAUGUGGUUCAAACGAUUAAAGAUGAAUGCAGUUUAAUUAAUAAGCGGAACGAUAUCGAUUAUGUUAUCGCAAUUGGACACGCACGUUACGAAGUGGAUAAAAGAAUCGCUUUAACCUCCGAUUGUGUUUUAAUAAUCAUCGGCUCUGGAUCAAAUAUGUUAAUGUACAACGGAAAGCCACCUUUGAACGAUUCAAACCACGUAACGAGUUCUUAUCCUUCAAUAAUAAAAUUAAGUGAUGAUUCGUUAAUUCCCAUCGCUCAUAGUUACAUUAAUGGAAAAUAUUUAGGGGAAUUGAUUGUAAAGUUUAACGAUAAUAAGGAAUUAAUUGGAAUUAAAGGAAAUUUAAUAUUGAUGGAUAAAAAAAUUAAACAAAACGAAACCGGAUUAAAAUUAUUAAAUCAUUAUUUAGACGAUUUAGAUAAAAAGAAACGAAAAAUAAUUGGAAAAACCUUAACGAGUUUAGAUGGAAUCUCCUGUGCGAAAUCGGAAUGUACUCUAGGAAAUUUAAUAACCGAUGCUUUUUGCGAUUUUAAAGCAACACAAAGUUCCGGAUUAUAUUGGACAACAGCUGCAAUUGGAUUAAUAAAUAGCGGCUCAAUUAAAUCGAAUUUAAAUAUAAGUAAAGACGGAAAAUUAAUAAACGAAGCCUUUCUUUACGAAGCUUUACCCUAUCAAGAACAAUUAAUAACUAUACGAAUUUCAGGUUUAACUUUAAUUAAAAUUUUAGAACAUUCAAUGAAAGGAAUCGGGUCAAAUGCCUUUUUGCAAGUCUCCGGGUUAAAAGUUGUUUACAACGAGAUCACCUCCCCGCCUGAAAUGGAAGUUUUAGUGAGAUGUGCCGAAUGCGAAGUGCCCAGUUAUCAACUUUUGAAUGUAUCGAAGAUUUAUGAUGUGGUUACCACGAAAUAUUUGGUUGAAGGCGGUGAUGGGUACAAAAUGAUUCCGAAGAAAAAAAUUACUUAUAGUACAGAAAUUAUUAAUUCGUUGCAAGCUACGAUGAGAUAUUUGGAGGAUUAUAAAAAGGUUAUUUUACAGCAAGAGGAUCGACUGAAAAUGUUUACUGUAACCAUGAGAAAUAUGGGAGUUUAUUUAAAAAAAAUUGGAGUUUUUGCAGAAAUUUUUGUGAUCUUUCUAUGUAUUUUUUAUUAAAUUAAAUCAUUUUAAUUUUAGUUCCGCGGCAGUUUUGCUGCCGAGGUAUGAGUGUUAAAAAAAAUAGUGUAGCUUUCUUUAUUGUAAAUGUAUCAUAUAAUUGCCGAAACAGCUGAGGCAGGAUCGUAAAUACUUCAAAAACUGAGGUUUCCUCAUUAUGACUGUAUUGUAUAAUUGCCGAGGCAGCUAUGCUGCUGAGCCAGAAGCGCGACUACUUAAAAAACAAAGGUUUUACUCAUUAUGAAUGUAUUAUAUAAUUGCCGAAGCAGCUAAGCUGCUGAGGCGAGAACGCAAGUACUUAAAUAAUGGAGGUUUUCUUCAUUAUAAAUGUAUCAUAUAAUUGCCGACGCAGCCAAGCUGCUAAGGGAGCGUCAGGACUUAAAAAACAAAGGUUUUACUCAUUAUGAAUGUAUUAUAUAAUUGCCCAAGCAGCUAAGCUGCUGAGGCGGGAGCGGGAGUACUUCAAUAACGGAGGUUUUCUUCAUUAUAAAUGUGUCAUAUAGAGAUGUGCGGCUAAACCCGAAUGUUUCUAGUUCUAGGUCUAGUAUUAGU
Molecule: messenger RNA, 2248 nt
Organism: Onthophagus taurus
Lineage: Eukaryota; Metazoa; Arthropoda; Insecta; Coleoptera; Scarabaeidae
Source: RefSeq, a predicted model, not a curated record